AUGACCAUUCACAAAGCACAAGGACAGACGAUGGAGCGCGCAAUUAUAGAUUUCGAAGGGUGUACUGGAACUGAAGCGCCAUAUGUCAUGCUAUCUCGUGUGACUUCGUUAGAAGGAUUAUUGGUGUUGCGACCUUUUAAUAAGAAGAAGAUAUGUUGUCGGCAGAGUGAAGAUACGCGUAUGGAAGAAAAGAGACAGGGUGUGCUUGCACAACAAACU
Molecule: messenger RNA, 219 nt
Organism: Suillus plorans
Lineage: Eukaryota; Fungi; Basidiomycota; Agaricomycetes; Boletales; Suillaceae
Exons: 1
Source: RefSeq, a predicted model, not a curated record